AUGGAACAGUGUAAAGAAAAACUUUAUCCAAACUGUGACAACCAAGUCUGGCUUCGGUCUUGUGAAGUUGAAGUCAAUGAGCCGAUAACCGGCGAAAUUACAGGAGACUUUCCAAGAUGGAUCCGAGGAAGUCUAAUCCGCAACGGGCCCGGGUCUUUAAAAGUUGGCUCAAUGAGAUUCAAACACCUGUUUGAUAGCUCUGCGUUACUCCACAGGUUCAACAUACAAGAUGGUCAGGUGACGUAUCAAUGUCGUUUUCUUCGUUCCAACACCUACAAUAGAAACAUGUCCGCCGGUCGUAUAGUUGUCACUGACUUCGGCACUCAGUCAGUUCCAGAUCCUUGUCAUUCGAUUUUCGAUAGAUUUGCUACACUAUUUUCUCCAGGCGACGCUUUAUCAGACAACGCUAUGAUUUCAGUUUAUCCAUUCGGAGACGAAAUGUAUGCGUUCACAGAAGGACCAGUCAUUCAUAGAAUAAAUCCGGUGACAUUGGACACUAUGGAGAGAAAGAAUCUUAUGAAGAGUGUCGCUCUUGUGAACCACACCUCUCAUCCUCAUGUUAUGUCUAAUGGUGACGUUUACAAUGUCGGCAUGUCUCUCGUUAAAGGCCGACUACGACAUGUCGUUGUUAAGUUUCCAUUUAUGGAAAAAGGUAUAACGGCUAAUUAUUUCGUCAUAAUUGAACAGCCCCUGUCGGUGUCAAUAUGUAGGUUGGUACACAAUCAGCUAAGGAACCGACCUCUCGCCUCGAGCCUGAAGUGGUAUCAGGAACAUAAGACAAACAUUGUACUAAUAAGUCGUGAGAGUGGUAAGGAAGUAAAGAGGUAUGAAACGGAGACAUUAUUUUUUCUCCACAUCAUUAAUUGUUAUGAAGCUGCUAACAAAUUGAUAGUAGAUCUGUGCUCGUACAAGGAUCCUAAAAUAUUGGACGCGAUGUACAUACAAGCUAUUGAAACAAUGCAAAGUAACGCAAAUUACGCGGAAUGGUUUCGAGGUAGACCUAAGAGAAUUGAAAUAGACCUCAAUGCACCUGAUCUGACGCACUUCAAGCCGAGGCUGUUGGCUGAUUUGGGCUGUGAAACACCAAGGAUAUAUUACGAUGCUUAUAAUGGUAAAACUUACAGAUACUUUUACGCCAUCAGUUCAGAUGUUGAUGCUGAGAAUCCUGGUUUGAUAAUAAAAGUCGACACAGUCACCGGUCAAACAAAGACCUGGUUUGAUAAUAAAUGUUAUCCGAGCGAGCCUGUGUUUGUGCCACGUUUGAACGGAAAGUCUGAGGACGAUGGUGUUCUUCUAACGGCUCUUGUGAUGGCUGAUGACUCAUACUCCGUCUCCCUGGUCUGUCUGUGCGCUGUCACCUUAAAGGAGCUAGCUCGUUGUACCUUCAAGACACCGUCUCCAACUCCUAAGUGCCUACAUGGGUGGUUUUUACCCGACGUCUAA
This is a messenger RNA of Danaus chrysippus (African queen), 1443 nucleotides long. NCBI's taxonomy places the organism in Eukaryota, Metazoa, Arthropoda, Insecta, Lepidoptera, Nymphalidae. The record is from the annotation of a GenBank genome assembly.